CCUGGCCCAGGGGACGCAGGGACCCUCAUUAAUCAGCGCGGAUUAACGAGGCACAGGGGAACGGGGGCAGUGUCCCUGUGUCCUCGUGUCCCCGUCCCGCUGAGAUCUGUCCCUGCGACCUGGCAGAGCUGGCCACGGGGACGCAGCGCUGCCACCCCCCCAGGGGAGGACAACCCACCCCCACCCCAGGGCAGGGCCAACCCCGCUGGCUGCGGUAUUUAGGGCCCCGGGACGGGACGUGGCCCCAGAGCGGUGGCAGCCACUCCUGGCUCAGGUGUCCUGGGGACGAUGACGGUGACGUACACGUCGCGUGUGGCCACCGCGCGCUUUGGGGGUUUCUCACAGCUGCUGCUGCUGUGGCGUGGGAGCAUCUACAAACUGCUGUACCGUGAAGUGCUGCUCUUCCUCGGGGCGUACCUGGGGCUGAGCAUGGCGUACCGGUUUCUGCUGUCGGAGCCACAGCGGCGCCUCUUUGAGAAGCUGGUGCUGUACUGCGACCGCUCCGCAGAGCUCAUCCCCGUCGCCUUUGUGCUUGGUCAGAGCGCCUUCAGCUGCCACUUCUCCCUCCUACGCCGCAAGAACAGCGCCAGCUGUGAGGGGGGGCAUGGGGCUGAGCCCCCCCCAGGGGCACCCACUGAAGGAGAUGGGGACAGCCUGGGGGGGGACACAGCUGUGCUGCUGGGGAGCGUCACAGGGGAGUCGCCCCACAGCUGGGACCCGCGCCCCGGAGAUGACAUGGUAUAG
Numida meleagris (helmeted guineafowl) is the source of this 744-nucleotide messenger RNA. RefSeq names its product bestrophin-2-like. Lineage: Eukaryota; Metazoa; Chordata; Aves; Galliformes; Numididae. The transcript has 4 exons. Gene Ontology annotation, molecular function: chloride channel activity. The record is from RefSeq and is a predicted model, not a curated record. Bases 289 to 744 code for a protein of 151 amino acids.